GAAGAACUAUUGUAUGAUAUGAUACAAUUGUUUAAACGGAAUUUAUAUUUUGAAAAUUAUCAAGAACAAGAUUCAAAUGUUGAUAAUAGGAUUUUUCAUUUCGACUUCAUUCAAUCAAUGUCAUUGGAACAAUAUGAAUCCUUUAUUGAUUGUAUACUCGAAGAACGAUAUGAUUUUCUUCUGUAUUUCAAGAAUAUUUUCGAUCAACUAAACAAUCAUUUCACGAGAAAAAUUCUUGAAAAUAAUAAAAAAGCAAUCAGUACCUCGGAUGGAAUUCAUUUAAUCGAUGGUGAUUGUGAUAAUUCGAAUGAUGUGAUUGAAAAUCUAGAAAAAUUUAUCGAAAUCAUUUUAAAUCAAUUCACAAUGGAUAAUCAAUUGAAACAAAGUAAAAUUUUCAAAAAAUUUAUCGGUCAAUUAUGGUCUGAACAGCUAUUCAAAUGUGUUAUUGAUUAUUAUUUUGAAACUCAACUGCCAAAAUGUGAAUCAGAAUUGGCCAAUUUUUUGGAAUUACUACAACAAGGUAGCCGUUUAGAGAAGAAAUUACAAUCAUACGAUAUGAUUGACGAUGAAGAAUCGGAAACAUUACGAACAUAUCGUGAAAAUAUCAAGAAUCAUUUUUCCACAAAAUUAUGUCAAGAUUUUAUCAUAAGAAUGAAACGAUUAUUGAAAAAACCAAUGGAAACUAUUUCAUCGAAAAAAUUAUUGCAAUCAUUAUCAUUGGAAGAAAAAUCAAAAUUUUCCGAUUGUCUAAUUAGUGAUUAUAUGCUAUCGGUGAAACAAUUAUUCGAGGAGAUGUCAGCACUGUUGUCAAAUAGUUCAAAAAAUUUAUCAUUAUUAUUAUCGGAAACAAUCUAUUUGACAUGUGAAUUAUUCAUUGCUAUAGCACCAUAUAGAUAUCGUGAAUUGAUUGAACAGGAUGCAAAAGAAAAUGCUAUAUUCCAUAAUAAUUGUCUCAUGUUUGGUCAUCUAAUGGAAUGUAUGGCAUUGACACAUAAACCAUAUUUAGAUUCAUUAUUUGAAUUAUUGCCCAGCAUACGUAAUGUUGGAUCACAAAUAUUUUUGAAUCAAAUGCGAUAUCAGGAACGUACAUUAUAUCGUUAUAUAAAUAAUGAAACAUUCAUACAAUCAUUACAGGAGAUUGUCAAUGAAACACCACGCACUGAUCUACGUAUUAGUUCACAAUCACAUUUUGAAUUUCGUGAAUGUUUAAAUAAUUGUUUGAAACAUUUAAAUUGUUUACAAAAUUCAUUUUCAACAGUGUUAUCGAUGAAAAUUUAUAACAAAAUAAUGUCAACAUUAUUGCAAACAUUGAUGAAUCAAUUUAUUGAAACAAUUUUAUCAAUGAAUGAUAUUAGUUCAUUAGGAUCAUCACAUCUUUAUAAUGAAAUUGAUUAUUUUUGUAAAGAAUUGAAAUUAUUUUUAAUCGAUUCAGAAGAUGUUAUAUUUAAAUGGAUGAAAUUGAAUGAAAUUAAUUUUCUACUCAAGUCUUCAUUACUGGAAAUACUAAAUCGAUGGGCCGAUGGCCAUGGAUUAUUGGCUACAUAUCUUAAACCGGAUGAAGUCAGACAUAUGAUUCGUGCAUUAUUCCAGAACAAUGAAAGACGUGCAAAAGUUUUGGCAAAAAUUAAAUAGCAAAAAAAAAAUCAACAACAAAACCAACAACUACGACAACGUAAU
Messenger RNA from Dermatophagoides farinae (American house dust mite), 1677 nucleotides. RefSeq names its product Zeste-white 10 kinetochore protein (gene Zw10). Gene Ontology annotation, cellular component: RZZ complex. NCBI's taxonomy places the organism in Eukaryota, Metazoa, Arthropoda, Arachnida, Sarcoptiformes, Pyroglyphidae. The record is from RefSeq and is a predicted model, not a curated record. Gene Ontology annotation, biological process: mitotic spindle assembly checkpoint signaling; endoplasmic reticulum to Golgi vesicle-mediated transport.